Messenger RNA from Caenorhabditis remanei, 345 nucleotides. RefSeq lists its product as uncharacterized. The record is from RefSeq and is a predicted model, not a curated record. The coding region runs from base 1 to 345 and encodes 114 amino acids. The transcript is spliced from 2 exons. Lineage: Eukaryota; Metazoa; Nematoda; Chromadorea; Rhabditida; Rhabditidae.
AUGCGCGUGAUUUUGACCGCUCUUCUGAUUAUUGCAUCUCUUUUUAUUCAUGUUGCAGAUGCUCAAUAUGGUUACUAUAGCCCAUACUACGGUAACUACGGUGGAUAUGGUAACUACGGUGGCUACGGAGGAUACAAUGGUGGAUACUACCCAUCGUAUUCCUCAUAUUCCUACUAUCCAAGUUAUGGAUACAACAACUAUGGGGGAUAUGGAAACUAUGGUGGAUAUGGAUACAAUAACUACGGAUACAACAAUUUCGGAUUCUGCGGAAUUCGUUGUCGUCGAUUCCAGCGUCGUCUGAUGUGGGCUCAAAUGGCUGGUUAUGGAAUGUAUGGAAGAAAGUGA